AUGAUGACACAACUACCUUCCGUGUUUGAGUUGAUGGUUGGAACUCGUGGCCGUCAGCAAUCAGAGCUGGGUGCUUCCACCGCGGCUUCAGUUCCCGCUACCGUUGCAAAGGACGCCUCUUCGUCUGCUCCUUGGGCAAUCCCUCGCAUUUCCAGUGCAGCUUCCCUCCCGCUGGUGAUCAGUUCUCAAGGAUAUGCCCGAAAAUCCUCAGUGCAUCUGACACCAGAAGAGCCUUCACUGGUGCCUUCUCAUCCCAUUUCUGCGCGUAGGUUGACGGAACCAUCUCUAUACCAGCCCCAGGGCUAUCAACAACAAUAUCCCCAACAACAACACCAACAACAACCUCCACCACCUCCCCCUGCUCCUUCGCAUCAUCAACAACAACAUGCGCAGGGCCCAACUUCCCAUCCAUAUUACUCACAACAUCAAGCACAAGGUGUACCACCACCCCCACCGGGUCCCUCCCUGGGUCCCGUUCCUGGUUCUGGUCCUAUAAAUGCUCACAUUCACAGUCAGGGUCAACAGCAAGACUAUUUCCCCCGGCAAAGACCCAGUAUAUCGUCUUCUAUAGACAGUCUUACCCGCACAAACUCCACCAACGGACCCCUUACCUUGACGGCCACGUCUGCUGCAGGCUAUACAGUGCAGUACAGUCCCAAGAACCAUCCUCAUUCGCACCAUGUUUAUGCGCCCCCUGGCUCGAUUCAAGUGCAGCAAAUGCCGGGCCAACCUCCACUCUCGUACGCCACUGACUACUUUCCCCAAUUAAUCUAUACGCCCGUACAUCCAGGUCAACAACCCAACUCUAAUCCAUCUGCAGUUCAAGUCACAACCCCCACGGGGGGUGCUACCCACAUCCAUGGUGGAGCACAAGUGAUGUAUAGUCCCAUGUAUGCCACUUCUCUGGCAUAUUCGCAGCACCCACAGUUUGCCCACUAUGGUCAACCGCAUCUUUCCCAUCAUCUCCACCCUCAUAUGAUGACCCAGGGGUCACCUCCGCCACAUCUUCUUCUCAACCCCCACCUUCAUCAACAUCAAGGUGGUCACGACGAAAAUAACGCGCUCGUCAACAAACGCAGAAUAAUCAAGAGAAGAACGAGAACUGGGUGCUUGACUUGUCGUAAGAGACGGAUCAAGUGUGAUGAACGUAAACCACAUUGUUUCAAUUGCGAGCGGUCGAAAAAGGUUUGUCUUGGCUAUGAGAACUUGUCCAAAAAGAAGUCCACACAACUGCUGCUGCCACAUUCGGCCUCUGAUGAAGACGAGGACCAUGCCCAUGAUCUGGAGGUACAAUCCCUUCAACACUAA
Molecule: messenger RNA, 1308 nt
Organism: [Candida] anglica
Lineage: Eukaryota; Fungi; Ascomycota; Pichiomycetes; Serinales; Debaryomycetaceae
Source: the annotation of a GenBank genome assembly